AUGGCGCAACCGUUCAGUUUUGGGUUCUCGGGAGACGAUAUAGAGGAGGAUCCCAAUGAUGCUCAGCUUUCCAAUGAUUCCAAUACAGGGGCACGGGGUGAGGUUCCAGCUCCGAUCGAAGCGAGGCGGCAUACCUUAGACGAACUGCUCACCACCCUCCCCUCCAAACUCUCCUACUCCCUCCUCCGCCUCACCUCCCCAAAAGGACACACAGCCGUCCUCCCCCGGCGCGAACUCUUCGAUGUCCGCCUGCAACUCAUGGCUGAAGACGACCUCGACACCUCCGCGACCUCCACCUCGACCAACCCCGCCCUCUCCGCCCUCUCGUCCUCGGACCUCCAACCCAACGUCUACGAAGGCGGCUACAAGACCUGGGAAUGCAGCCUCGACCUCGUCAAGUUCCUGCUAGACCGCGGACCCAGGCGAGACCUAGAUGACAUGUAUCGCGUCCAACAUGUCGUAGAAAUGGGAUGCGGGACCGCAUUGCCCUCGUUGCUGUUAUUCCAAUAUGCCCUGAAGAAUCGACUACGGAUGGACUUUACACUCAUGGACUACAACUACGACGUCCUCCGCCUUGUUACCCUGCCGAAUCUCCUGCUCACCUGGGUGUCCACGCUCCCUGUCCAAGGCACCGUCGAGCUCUUCGGCGAAUCCGCGCAGAAUCCCAUCGCGCUAGCGAUCCAGGAACAGGAGCAACAGCAACAGCAAGAAACCAGCAAUAAUCCCAAAGAGCACGACUUCGCCGCCGACGACCUAGACCUCACCCCGGCCCUCCUCACCACCUUCCGCGCCUCCCUCCUCUCCCUCGGUAUAAAACUCUCCUUCAUAUCCGGAUCCUGGUCCCCCACCGCCAAACUCCUCUCUCUCGUGCCCAGCGCCCAGGACACGACGACCCUGAUCCUGGGCUCCGAAACGAUUUACAGCCCCGGUUCGCUAUCUGCGUUUACGGAGGCGGUGGCGGCGCUGAUUAAAAGGGUGAGGGAAGGGAAGGCGCUGGUGGCGGCCAAGAGGGUGUAUUUUGGGGUUGGGGGCAGUGUGGACGGGUUUAAGGAGGAGUGCGCAAGGCAGGGUUGUGUCGGGGUGGAGGUGGAGUUUGAGGGGUUGGAGGGGGCUGGUGUGAAGAGGUGUUUGGUUGAGGUGGAGAGGCUGUGA
This is a messenger RNA of Westerdykella ornata, 1152 nucleotides long. RefSeq lists its product as uncharacterized. The record is from RefSeq and is a predicted model, not a curated record. Bases 1 to 1152 code for a protein of 383 amino acids. Gene Ontology annotation, molecular function: protein-L-histidine N-tele-methyltransferase activity. Gene Ontology annotation, biological process: peptidyl-histidine methylation, to form tele-methylhistidine. The transcript has 2 exons. NCBI's taxonomy places the organism in Eukaryota, Fungi, Ascomycota, Dothideomycetes, Pleosporales, Sporormiaceae.